Messenger RNA from Pogoniulus pusillus (Red-fronted tinkerbird), 6934 nucleotides. RefSeq names its product tenascin C (gene TNC). NCBI's taxonomy places the organism in Eukaryota, Metazoa, Chordata, Aves, Piciformes, Lybiidae. The record is from RefSeq and is a predicted model, not a curated record. The coding region runs from base 230 to 6199 and encodes 1989 amino acids. Gene Ontology annotation, biological process: regulation of cell adhesion. Gene Ontology annotation, molecular function: protein binding. The transcript has 26 exons.
AGGACGGCAGCGAAGUCAGACGCUGCUAGCUGGCUGCAACAUCCUAUUUAUUUCAUGGAGGCUGCUCGCAGCAGGAUCUAAGCUCUGUCACUCUGCAAGGCAAUAAGUGUGCCAGCAAAGAGAGAGAUAUUCAACUUGAUUUGAGCUGGCUCUCCAAUUUCUGCUCCAGACUACAAAGGCCAAAUAUAUCUAAGACUCCAACAGCUUUGAAAAGGAACUGAACUCCACCAUGGGCCUCCCCACCCAGGUUUUGGCCUGUGCAAUCUUAGCUUUGCUGCAGCAGCACGUCAGCGGGGGACUCAUCCAGCGAAUUAUCCGGCAGAAGCGGGAGGCUGGGCUAAAUGUCACCCUGCCAGAGGACAGUCAGCCUGUGGUUUUUAACCAUGUCUACAACAUUAAGUUGCCUGUUGGCUCCCUUUGCUCUGUGGACCUGGACACGGCGAGCGGUGAUGCAGACCUGAAGGCAGAAAUUGAGCCUGUCAAGAAUUACGAGGAGCACACAGUGAAUGAGGGCAACCAGAUCGUCUUCACGCACCGCAUUAACAUCCCUCGACGAGCCUGUGGCUGUGCAGCUGCCCCAGACAUUAAGGAUCUGCUGAGCAGACUGGAGGAACUGGAGGGGCUGGUAUCCUCCCUACGGGAGCAGUGUGCCAGCGGGGCUGGAUGCUGUCCUAAUUCCCAGGCAGUGGAAGGUCGCCUGGACACAACACCCUACUGCAAUGGACACGGCAACUACAGCAUUGAGAUCUGCGGCUGCAUCUGCGAGCCUGGCUGGAAGGGCCCCAACUGCUCUGAGCCAGACUGUCCCCGCAACUGCUUCAACCGCGGCCUCUGCGUCCAGGGUAAGUGUGUCUGCCACGACGGCUUCACCGGCGAGGACUGCGGCCAGGCCACCUGCCCGUCCGACUGCAACGACCAAGGCAAGUGUGUGGAGGGGGUGUGCGUCUGCUUCGAGGGCUACACGGGCACAGACUGCGGCCAAGAGCUCUGCUCCCAGGGCUGCAGCGUGCACGGGCGCUGCGUCAACGGACGGUGCCUGUGCCACGAGGGCUUCACCGGCGAGGACUGCAGCGAGCCUCUCUGCCCCAACAACUGCCACAACCGCGGGCGCUGCGUGGACAGCGAGUGCCUCUGCGACGAGGGCUACACCGGCGAGGACUGCGGUGAGCUCAUCUGCCCCAACGACUGCUUCGACCGCGGGCGCUGCGUCAACGGCACCUGCUUCUGCGAGGAGGGCUUCACCGGGGAGGACUGUGGGGAGCUGACCUGUCCCAACAACUGCAACGGCAACGGGCGCUGCGAGAACGGGCUCUGCAUCUGCUAUGAGGGCUUCGUGGGCGACGACUGCAGCGAGAGGAGGUGCCCCAAUGACUGUCACAACCGUGGGCGCUGCGUGGGCGGGCGCUGCGUCUGCCACGAGGGGUACCUGGGUGAGGACUGCGGGGAGCUGCGGUGCCCCAACGACUGUCACAACCGCGGGCGCUGCCUCAACGGGCAGUGUGUGUGCCAUGAGGGAUUCAUCGGGGAGGACUGUGGCGAGCUGCGGUGCCCCAACGACUGCAGCAACCGCGGGCACUGCGUCAGUGGGCAGUGCGUGUGCCACGAGGGGUACACAGGGGAGGAGUGCGGCGAGCUGCGGUGCCCCAACGACUGCAAUAACCAUGGGCUCUGCGUCAAUGGGCAGUGUGUGUGUGAUGAGGGGUACACAGGGGAGGACUGUGGAGAACUGCGGUGCCCUGAAGACUGCCACAACCGUGGGCGCUGUGUGGAGGGACGCUGCCAGUGUGACAAUGGCUUCACAGGGGAGGACUGCGGGGAGCUGUCCUGCCCCAACGACUGCCACCAGCGCGGGCGCUGCAUCGAUGGGCGCUGCGUGUGCCACGAGGGCUUCACGGGGGAGGACUGCCGGGAUCGGUCCUGCCGCAAUGACUGCAACAACGCAGGCCGCUGCAUCGACGGGCGGUGCGUCUGUGAGGAUGGCUACAUGGGGGAUGACUGCUCUGAUGUGUCUCCUCCAACUGAGCUGACUGUGACCAAUGUGACAGAUAAAACUGUAAAUCUGGAAUGGAAGCAUGAGAACCUUGUCAACGAAUACCUCAUCACCUAUGUCCCUACCAGCAGUGGUGGCUUAGAUAUGCAGUUCACCGUGCCAGGAAACCAGACAGCUGCCACUAUUCAUGAGCUGGAGCCGGGUGUGGAAUACUUUAUCCGUGUCUUUGCGAUCCUUAAAAACAAGAAGAGUAUUCCAGUCAGUGCCAGGGUAGCAACAUAUCUGCCUGCUCCAGAAGGUCUGAAAUUCAAAUCUGUUAGAGAAACCUCUGUCCAGGUGGAGUGGGAUCCUCUCAACUUUUCUUUUGAUGGCUGGGAGCUGGUCUUCCGUAACAUGAAAACAGAUGACAAUGGAGAUAUAACCAGCAGCUUGAAAAGGCCAGAGACAUCUUACAUGCAGCCAGGGUUGGCACCGGGGCAGCAAUAUAACGUGUCUCUUCAUAUAGUGAAAAACAAUACCAGAGGACCAGGACUAUCCAAAGUGAUAACCACAAAACUUGAUGCCCCUAGCCAGAUCGAGGCAAAAGAUGUCACAGACACCACAGCUCUUAUCACGUGGUCCAAACCCUUGGCUAACAUUGAAGUCAUAGAGCUCACUUAUGGCCCCAAAGACAUUCCAGGGGACAGGACAACUGUUGACCUCUCCGAGGAUGAAAACCAAUAUUCUAUUGGAAACCUGAGGCCACACACAGAGUAUGAAGUGACACUCAUCUCUCGGCGAGGGGACAUGGAAAGCGACCCCAUGAAGGAAGUCUUUAUCACAGAUUUGGAUGCUCCAAGAAACCUGAGGCGGGUGUCACAGACAGACAAUAGCAUCACUCUGGAGUGGAAGAACAGCCACGCCAAUAUCGAUAACUACCGCAUUAAGUUUGCUCCCAUCUCUGGUGGAGACCAUGCUGAGAUCACAGUGCCAAAGGGCAGCCAAGCAACAACCAGAGCUACGCUCACAGGUUUGAGGCCUGGAACUGAAUAUGGCAUUGGAGUGACAGCAGUGAGACAGGACAGGGAAAGUGCUCCUGCAACCAUUAAUGCUGGCACUGAGCUUGAUAACCCGAAGGACUUGGAAGUCAGUGACCCCACUGAAACCACCUUGUCCCUUCGCUGGAGGAGACCAGUGGCCAAGUUCGACCGAUACCGCCUCACUUACGUCAGCCCCUCCGGAGGGAAGAGCGAAGUGGAGAUCCCUGUGGACAGCAGCUCCUUUAUCCUGCGAGGCCUGGAUGCAGGGACAGAAUACACCAUCAGCCUGGUGGCAGAGAAAGGCAGACACAAGAGCAAGCCCACUACUGUGAAGGGUUCGACUGAGGAGGAACCUGAGCUUGGAAAUUUAUCAGUGUCAGAGACUGGCUGGGAUGGUUUCCAGCUCACCUGGACAGCAGCCAACGGGGCCUAUGAGAACUUUAUCAUUCAGGUGCAGGAGGCUGAGAAUCCAGAAGAAACCUGGAACAUCACAGUCCCGGGCGGACUGCGCUCUGUGAAUGUUACGGGCCUGAAGGCCAACACACCUUAUAACAUCACACUUCAUGGUGUGAUUCAAGGCUACAGGACCAUACCCCUUUCUGUUGCAACCAUGACAGGGGCGCACCCAGAAGUCGGUGAGCUAACCGUUACCGACAUUACUCCUGAAAGCUUCAACCUUUCCUGGACCACCACCAGUGAGGACUUCGACGUCUUUACUAUUGAAAUUAUUGAUUCUAACAGGUUGCUGGAGCCCAUGGAGUUCAACAUCUCAGGCAACUCAAGAACUGCUCAUAUCUCAGGGCUUUCUCCCAGCACUGAUUUUAUUGUCUACCUCUAUGGCAUCUCUCAUGGUUUCCGCACACAGGCAAUAAGUGCUGCAGCUACAACAGUAGAGGAACCUCUCCUUAGCAAACUUACUGUAUCAAAUGCUACCUCAGACAGAGUGUCACUCACCUGGGAAGCACAGGACAAUGCCUUUGACCACUUUAUUCUAGAAGUCAGAAACUCUGAUUUCCCUUUGGACUCCCUGGUGCACACAGUGCCAGGAGCCUCCCGGCGCUAUGUAGUCACCAACCUCGAAGGUGCCACUAAUUACACUGUUCAACUCCGUGGUGUAAUUGAUGGGCAAGGUGGUCAGACCUUGACAGCACUGGCAACCACAGAGGCCAUGCCCCCCCUGGAAAACCUAACUGUCUCUGAUAUUAACCCUUACGGGUUCACGGUGUCGUGGAUGGCAUCGGAGGAUGCUUUUGACAGCUUUCUAGUAGUCGUGGUGGAUUCUGGCAAGCUGCUGGACCCGCAGGAGUUCCUCCUUACGGGAGCCCAGCGCCAACUGAAGCUUAAAGGCCUCAUUACUGGCAUUGGCUAUGAGGUUAUGCUUUAUGGUAUUGCCAAGGGGCACCAAACAAAGCCCCUGAGCACUGUGGCUGUUACAGAAGCAGAACCCGAGGUCGACAACCUCCUGGUUUCAGAUGCCACUCCCGAUGGCUUCCGUCUCUCCUGGACUGCAGAUGAUGGGGUUUUCGACAGCUUUGUUCUAAAGAUCAGGGACACCAAAAGGAAAUCUGAUCCAUUGGAACUCAUAGUGCCAGGCCAUGAGCGCACCCAGGAUAUAACAGGGCUGAAGGAGGGCACAGAAUAUGAGAUUGAGCUCUAUGGAGUUAGCAGCGGACGGCGCUCCCAGCCCGUAAAUGCAGUAGGCACCACAGUUGUGGGGUCUCCCAAGGGAAUUUCUUUCUCUGACAUCACGGAGAACGCAGCUACGGUCAGCUGGACACCGCCUCGCAGCCGCGUGGAGAGCUACCGCAUCUCCUACGUCCCCGUCACAGGAGGUACUCCAAAUGUUGUUACUGUUGAUGGAAGCAAGACAAGGACCAAGUUGGUGAAAUUAGUCCCUGGUGUAGACUACAAUGUUAGUAUCAUCUCACUGAAAGGCUUUGAAGAAAGUGAGCCCAUCUCUGGCACUCUGAAAACAGCUCUGGACAGCCCAUCAGGCCUGGUUGUGGUGAACAUCACAGAUUCUGAGGCUCUGGCAACCUGGCAGCCAGCAAUUGCUGCUGUGGACAAUUAUGUUGUCUCCUAUGCUUCUGAGGAUGAGCCAGAAGUUACUCAGAUGGUAUCAGGGAACACUGUGGAGUAUGACCUGAAGGGACUGCAGCCUGCAACUGAGUACACACUGAGUGUCCACGCACUGAAGGACACCCAAAGGAGCGAGUCCCUCUCCACCCAAUUUACUACAGGACUGGAUGCUCCAAGAGAUUUAAGUGCCACUGAAGUUCAGUCAGAGACAGCUGUGAUAACCUGGAGGCCUCCUCGUGCUCCAGUCACUGAGUAUCUCCUGAUCUAUGAGUCCAUCGAUGGCAGAGUCAAGGAAGUCAUCCUCGACCCUGAGACUACCUCCUACAGCCUGACAGAGCUCAGCCCAUCUACCCAGUACACAGUGAAACUCCAGGCUCUGAGCAGAUCCCUGAAGAGCAAAACAAUCCAGACUGUUUUCACCACAACUGGUCUUCUCUAUCCUUACCCUAAAGACUGCUCCCAGGCUCUUCUGAAUGGAGAAAGCACCUCUGGGCUCUACACCGUUUACGUGAAUGGGGACAAGGCUCAGCCUCUGCAAGUCUUCUGUGACAUGGGCGAGGACGGAGGUGGAUGGAUUGUGUUCCUGAGGCGUCAAAACGGAAAGGAGGACUUCUACAGGAACUGGAAGACUUACGUGGCUGGGUUUGGAGACCCUAAGGAUGAAUUCUGGAUAGGUCUGGAGAACCUGCACAAAAUCACUUCUCAGGGCCAGUACGAGCUGCGUGUGGAUCUGAGGGACAAAGGCGAGACAGCUUAUGCCGUCUACGACAGGUUCAGCGUUGGGGACGCCAAGAGCCGCUACCGCCUGCGAGUGGAUGGCUACAGCGGCACAGCAGGUGACUCCAUGACAUACCAUAAUGGGAGGGCCUUCUCCACGUUUGACAAGGACAAUGACUCUGCCAUCACCAACUGUGCUCUCUCAUACAAGGGUGCAUUCUGGUACAAGAACUGCCACCGAGUCAAUCUGAUGGGCAGAUAUGGUGACAACAGCCACAGUCAGGGUGUGAACUGGUUCCACUGGAAGGGCCACGAGUACUCCAUCCAGUUUGCAGAGAUGAAGCUGAGACCCUCCAGCUUCCGCAACCUGGAAGGAAGGCGGAAGCGAGCGUAAGGCCCCGGAGGUGGCGAAGGGACCACGGGCAGGGUGAUGGGGGGAGGGAUAGAGAGUGGGGGUGUGGGGAGAUCCUCUGGCAUGCCUGGGGUGGUGGGAUGUGAGGAGCUGGUAGUCAUACCAAAGCACCAGUGACCCUUGGCCCAGCAGAGGCUUCUGCAGCAAUCCAAACAAGCAGCCUUAAGUGUCCCAGCGUUUUCAGCAGAGCAGCUGCAGCUGCCCAGCAGGAGCAUCCUCCACACCAAAGACAACCAUCUCAAGGGUUCUAUGUGCUGUCAUUCCUUUUUGUUCUCUCAGAAAGCCCCUGGGAAUAAAGUUCUUCCACAGGCUGACUGGCUCUUGGGUGGCCCAGGGGAGGGGAGGGAGAAGAGCUUUUGUACAUUGGUAGUUUGUUUUAGAACCAGCCAUAUUUUACACACAGGGAUGUGUGGGAUUAAUUAUCAUUAUUAUUAUUAGGUAUAAUUGAAAUUCAUUGGUCGUUGGAAAGCCUUUUAUAUAUAUAUAUAUCAAGUACCAGAGAGAAGGAGGGGAGGGGAAAGGGAAAGCAGUGUGGUUUAAACUUAAGCAUAAGAUUAAUAUUAUUAAUAUAAUGAGAAAGUAAUAAUAAUAAUGAUAAUAAUAAGCUAAGUUUGUGUCCUUUGUAAGAGAACCAUGCUUUUGGAAACACAGCAGGACAGUGUCUGAUUGUAAAUGUUUGUUUUUAUAUAUAUAAAUAAAAGCACAAAUACUUUUAAA